AUGGAGAGCAGUUUGCUGUGCUGGGAAACUGAGAAAGAGCUCAGAGCACAGGUUGAUCCUGUCCUUUUGCAGAGCAGGGUUUUGGAAAGGCUGCUUACAGAUCAAGAGAGAUACACUCCAUCUCCAACAUACUUCCAGUGUGUGCAGAGAGAGAUGCACCCCUACAUGAGGAAAAUGCUGACCAGCUGGAUGUUAGAGGUGUGUGAAGAUCAAAGGUGUGGAGAAGAGGUGUUCCCCCUGGCUGUAAAUUGCUUGGACCGUUUCUUGUCUCUGGUACCUGUAGAAAAAAGACGACUUCAACUCCUGGGGGCGACUUGUCUUCUGCUUUGUUCAAAACUGAAGGAGUCCCAAGUUAUAACCAUCGAGAGCCUGUGCAUGUAUUCCGACUACUCCUUCACUGAUACAGAGCUGCGGUCAAUGGAACUACUGGUCCUGAACAAGCUGAAGUGGGACAUAGAAGCAGUGACACCAAGAGACUUUCUUCCAUAUUUCCUGGCACUGCUGAGGCUUCCAGCAGAGAGACUACAGCAAGUCAGGAGACACUCGGAAACCUUCAUUGCACUGUGCACCACAGACUGUACUUUUAUUGCACUACCUCCUUCUCUGGUCGCUGCAGCUAGUUUAGCAGCUGCAGUGAAUGGACUGGGGCCAGAAAAUCUGGGGAUAAGUUAUUCCAGCUUGGCAACCACAAACUACCUUGCACAAGCCAUCCGCUGUGACCCAAAUAUCCUGAGAAUGUGUCAAGAACAGAUUGAAGCAUCCCUACAAUCCAACCUCCAGGAAGCUGAAAGAAACCAAGUACCAGUCUCCAAGGCUGUGGAGGAAAUUGAACGGGCCAGCACCCCCACAGACGUUCUAGACUUUGACUUAUAA
Nanorana parkeri is the source of this 873-nucleotide messenger RNA. Its product is annotated as G1/S-specific cyclin-D1-like. Gene Ontology annotation, molecular function: cyclin-dependent protein serine/threonine kinase regulator activity. Gene Ontology annotation, biological process: regulation of cyclin-dependent protein serine/threonine kinase activity; mitotic cell cycle phase transition; positive regulation of G1/S transition of mitotic cell cycle. Lineage: Eukaryota; Metazoa; Chordata; Amphibia; Anura; Dicroglossidae. Bases 1 to 873 code for a protein of 290 amino acids. The record is from RefSeq and is a predicted model, not a curated record. Gene Ontology annotation, cellular component: cyclin-dependent protein kinase holoenzyme complex; cytoplasm; nucleus. The transcript has 5 exons.